UCUAUCUUUUCUCUCUAAAUCAUAACCACCCAAAUACUAAAAAUCACAAAUCAUAAUCUCUCUCUCUCUCCAAUGGCUUCGUCGACAACAGGUAGAAAAGAGGUGACUCCAACGAUCGCAACACAACUUGGAGCACAGAUGUACAAGACUCGACGCAACGGCAAAACCACCGUUAUGUUAUCAUGUGCAAAGCCACCAGAUCGCCGCCACCGUCACUGCUACAACAUCCACCCCUCCUCUCUCUUUAUUACAUGGAAGACUACUAUUGAAGACCACCGUGCAGUGGCAGGGUGGAGGUUCGAAUUCUGGUGGGAACCUGAAGUCAGAUUUAUUUGGUAUGGAGCAAUCACUUUGGAGGAAGAUCUCUUGUGCACAGAAGUGUACAGGCGGUGGGGGGAACCUGUGAUCCAAUUGAGGCAUAACUCGCGAUUUACCCCCUCCAAGGUUCUAGGGGCAAGGGUCUUGGGGGUUUAGGAUUUAGUUUAAUGUAAACUGGGAUACCUGAAUAUAAAAAAAAAAAUGCAUAUUAUAGUGAAAGAAUGAAAAGGCGUUAGUUUAUCUUG
Olea europaea var. sylvestris is the source of this 563-nucleotide messenger RNA. RefSeq lists its product as uncharacterized. The transcript is spliced from 2 exons. The record is from RefSeq and is a predicted model, not a curated record. Bases 73 to 474 code for a protein of 133 amino acids. Lineage: Eukaryota; Viridiplantae; Streptophyta; Magnoliopsida; Lamiales; Oleaceae.